Acipenser ruthenus (sterlet) is the source of this 9706-nucleotide messenger RNA. RefSeq names its product nuclear receptor coactivator 6-like. Gene Ontology annotation, biological process: positive regulation of transcription by RNA polymerase II. The transcript is spliced from 15 exons. The coding region runs from base 312 to 6521 and encodes 2069 amino acids. The record is from RefSeq and is a predicted model, not a curated record. Gene Ontology annotation, cellular component: histone methyltransferase complex; nucleus; transcription regulator complex. NCBI's taxonomy places the organism in Eukaryota, Metazoa, Chordata, Actinopteri, Acipenseriformes, Acipenseridae.
CGCAGAGCUUAUUCGCCCAGUCGCGCCUACGUUAGAAAUCUGACGUCAGGCGAUUGGAAGCGAUAUAGUGAAAGGGCUCUGUUGCCUUUACGCUUCUUACGCAGCGUACAGCCGAAUACAUUCUUCAGAGAAAAGUGCUUAGCUCCUGUUUGAGAAUACGAAGAAGCUCUCCAGUGUCCCCUCCCCUCCCCCGUGUUGUUGUCAGGGUUGCCAGACACCUCCGUUUUUUUGUUUCUGAUCAGCAGGGUUUGUUUCGGAUGGAGUGAAUAGGUGAGUAAGUGACUCCGCCAAGCCGCUGUACAGUGGGAGCAAUGGCAGACUUGCAGGCCCGAGAGGUCAUCACGGUGUGGCCAGCAGCCAUGGUCAACCCAGACACAGAGCAGGACUCGGGGCUUGAGGAGGAGGAGGAUGAUGACCACUCAACCCAUCAGAACCAACAUGAGGAUGACUCCACUAUCUUCAUCGCCUUCCAGGGCAACAUUGAGGACAAGGACUUCCAAGCCAAGCUGGACAGGAUCUUGGAGAGCGUACCUGACAUGCUUCAAUUGGGCUAUGACAGGCUGAGCCCACAGCACGUGGAGCCCUGGAACAGUGUGCGGGUCACCUUUAAUAUCCCCAGAGAUGCGGCAGACCGUCUACGCCUGCUCGCCCAGAACAACCAACAGCAGCUGCGAGAACUAGGAAUCCUCUCUGUGCAGAUCGAAGGUGAAGGUGCCAUAAAUGUGGCUUUAGUGCAAAACAGGGGUCAAGAGGUCAGAGUCAAUGGGCCCAUGGGACCAGCCAAUCAGAUGAGGAUGGAGGUGGGCUUCCCAGUGCAGCCAGGUCCAGGCACAAUCAGAAUGAACAAUCCCUCUGUGUCUAUGGUUGCUUCAGGAGGUAACCCACAGAUGCAUGUCAGGACACCACGCCCACCCUCACAAACUGAUGCAUUGGACCCCAUGCUAUCAAAUUUAAACAUGCAGCAGCUGCAGCCUGCACACUCAUCAGUCUCCAUGCAGCCCCAGACUCACCCCAUGCAGGCAGUGCAGACUAGCAGGCAGCUUAAUCCAGUGACCCUGCAGCAGCUUCAGCAGCAGCAGCAACAACAGCAUCUUCAGCAGCAGCAGCAGCAGCAACAACAACAGCUUCAGCAGCAGCAGCAACAACAACAACAACAACAACAACAGCAGCAGCAGCAGCAGCAGCAGCAACAAACUCCACACCCUGCACUAGGGGGCGCUCGCACUCCAUUCUCCCCACCUACCCAGAUUCCCAUCCCUGCCGGCUGGAACCAGCUUCCCUCGGGGGCUCUCCAGCCACCCCCUGCCCAAGGCCCCCUCGGAGCUGGUUGGAAGAAAGGACCCCAACCUGGGCAUCUGGCACCCCGGCCUUCCUUGGCAACAAUUCAGACCCCUAGCCACCCACCACCCCCCUAUCCCUUUGGAAGCCAGCAGGCUGGCCAGGUAUUUAACCCAAUGGGACAGCCACCUGGGAAUGGCCAAUUCUCAGCCCCACAGCCCAAGGUCCUCCAGGGGCCUCCCGGAGUGAGGGGUCCCCCUCCUUCUGCACCACCUCAGUCUCAUCUCUCCGCCAAGUCGCCAGCAUCCUCCCCAUCUCCCUUUCAGCAGGGCUCUCCCGGGACACCCCCCAACAUGGGACAGAACCAGGCUCAACUGGGCCCCCGUCCCUCUGGUCCCCAGGGGUUCCCACAGGCUGGCGGCUCCCCUGGGCGGGCUGCGAUGGGACAGCAGGGCAACAUGCAGCCCGGCUUCAUGGUGAUGUCACAACAGAGCCAGGUGUCUCAGGUCCCUCAUUCUGGCAUAGGAGGUAUCCCUAAACGGCUGCCUAUGGGGUUCCCCAACGUACAAGGCAAUCAGAACUUCCUCCAGGGCCAGGGCCCCCCCAGCACUGCUGGGACCCCAGUCAGCAAUAGCAACCCUCAGCUGCAGAGCAGUCUGAGCAUUCAGCAUGCAGGAGGCCAGCCGUCUACCUCGGCUAAUCAGAUGCAGGGUCCACAUGGCCACACAAAUGUGAUCCAAACCAAUAUGAUGGGUCUGCACGGUGGUAUGAACAAUCAGCCAGUGGGGAGUGCUACGGGAGGAAACCUAAUGCAGACCCAGCAGGGCCUCCAGGCUCAGAUGAUGGGUUUACAGAACCAGCCUACGCCCUCCUCCCAAGGCCAGAGUGGGGGCCAGAUGAUCCUGUCUAGGUCUCAGUUGGUCAGCCAGGGGCAAAUGCUGGUGAGUGGCCAGAAUCCUAACAUGGGCCCUCAGCGGGGGAUGACUCCACCCAAACAGAUGAUGCCCCAGCAGGGUCAGCAGAUGAUGCAGGGUCACGGGCAACUGAUGGGGAAUCAGGGGCAGCAGGUCAUUUUGCAGCAGAACCCCAUGAUAGAGCAGAUGAUAGCCAAUCAGAUCCAAGGGAACAAACAGACCUUUGGGAUUCAGGGCCAAUCAAACAUCAUGCAAGGGCAGAUGAUGAGAGGGCAAGCACCUAAUGUGCAAGGUGGUCUGGGUCAGUUCCAAGGACAGAUGUCUCAACAGCAGCAGCAACAGCAACAGCAGCAGCAGCAGCAACAGCCACAAGUUGUAUCAAUGAAUGGAAAUCCCAACCAAGUAAUGGGCCUCCAUGGACAACCCAUGAGACUGCCAGGAGGCCACCACUUAGUCCAACAGCAGCUGCAGCAGCAGCAACCACAACAACAGCAACAAGCACAGCAGCUCAGUGACCCCAGUGGAGGUGCUGGAGAUAUGACUAUGCAGCAGCAGAUGCUCCCAGAUGUUCAGCAACAGCAGCAGGGUGGUAUGGUGGGACCACUUAACAUGCAGGCCGGCAAUAGCCACUUUCACAGCAUUGGGAUGCCCUUCAAUGCCCAGUUUGGGGGCCAGAUGGCGAUGGGUGGCCCUUGUAUACAGGCUGGUUUCCCUGGUAACAAGGAUGUCACCCUGACUAGCCCGCUGCUGGUCAACCUGCUGCAGAGCGACAUCUCGGCUAGUCAGUUUGGACCUGGUGGGAAGCAGACGGGAGCCAACCAGGGAAAGCCCAAGAAGAAGAAGCCCCCCCGCAAGAAAAAGAACAACAAUGGGGUUGUUGGGGGGCAGCAGCCAGAAGAGGCACUGGGUGGUCCAGAUGUGCGGCCUCCAGGAAUGGCAGACCCAGAGCCUCAGAUCUUGAGUGUGGAGCAGGGAGUUGGAAUGGACACUGCAGGCCCAAAGCUCUCAGACUUCACCAACAGACCUCAGGGGUUUCCUGGACAGCCAGGAGAUCAGAGAGCAAUGCAGCAAAUGCCCAUUCAGUUCAUGCAACAUGGACCACCACAGCAGCAGCAGCAGCAGCAACAGCAGUUACAGCAGCAGCAACAGCAGUUACAACAACAGCAACAGCAGCAGCAGCAGCAGCAGCAAGUGCAAUCUCUACAGUCAGGCCAGCAGGGGAUGAUGUCCCAAGGUCAAACUCAGCAGCAUCAGCAUCAUCUACAGCAGCAGCAGCAGCAGCAGCAGCAGCAGCAACAACUACAACUACAGCAGCAGCAGCAGCAGCAGAUGAUGAUGAUGCUCAUGAUGCAACAGGACCCCAAAUCUGUCAGAUUGCCUGUACCUCAGGGAGGUCCUCAACCCAGGGGACUCUUAAAUCCUGGAGAUGUCCAGAGGGUGCCUGUGUCCCAGCAAGGCAACAUGCCCGUGAUGAUCAGCCUCCAAGGUCCAGGUGCUAUACCACCGUCCCCAGAUAAGCCUAGAGUUCCCCUCAUGGUGAACCCACAACUUGCAGGUGUUGCAAGAAGAAUGCCUUUCCAGGAUGCGGCACAAGGAGGCCCUGCCUUGACCUCUGAGGAUGGCACUUCCUUGCAGGAUGGCACUUCCAUAGAAGGAGGACACCAGACUGGCAAUGGGGUACCCCAGUUAGUAGGCACUCCAGGUCCCAACCAGCUCCUGAUGAAGCCUGGGCCCUCAGCUAUUCCUCAGCACCAGGGAGCAAGCCCCCAACAGCAGCUUCAACAACAGCAGCUUCAACAACAGCUUCAACAGCAGCAAACCGCCCCCAUGUCAGGUUCACACAGUCUUCAUUUUCCCAAUGUUCCCACCUCCUCACAGACCUCCCGGCCCAAGACACCCAACCGGGCUAGCCCCAGACCCUACUACCCUCAUACCCCCACCAACCGUCCUCCUAGCACAGAGCCCUCAGAGAUCAACCUGUCCCCAGAGAGGUUAAACGCCUCCAUCGCAGGCCUCUUUCCACCACAGAUAAACAUCCCUCUGCCUCCUAGGCAGCCCAAUCUGAACCGAGGCUUCGACCAACAGGGCUUGAACCCUACAACUCUGAAGGCCAUAGGACAGGCCCCAAUAAAUCUGGGCUCCCUUAACAACAAUGGGCAGCAGGCUUUCCCCCACAACACCCCUGGGUCCUCCCCAGUUGGCAAACAGCACUCCACGGGCGGCCCUGCCAAAAGGGCCAGUCCGAGCAACAGCAGACGCGCCAGCCCUGCUUCCAGCCGCAAGACUACCCCCAGUCCAGGACGGCAGAAUGCCAAGGCAGCCAAGCUUGCCAUAAAUUCUUCCCCCAGCCAGCCCCUGGUGAACCCACAAAACAUGCUGGUCAAUCCCCUUCCUGUUUUGCCCAGCCCUGUCGGUAGUACCUUGCCUCCCUCUACAUUGGGCCAGCAGCACAUGCAGAGCCCCUUCCCCGCUGGUCCUGUUGAAAUGAACAAGGAGGGGCAAAUGGCACAGAUUGAAGGACGACAGGUUGUGCAGCCUCCAAGUGACCUCCCUGUGCCUGAGAUAAAGAGUCCCCACUUACCCCAGGAGAAGAAAACAGCUUCUGUGGAAGAGUUUACUCGACUUGAUACUCCAACACACGACAAAGCCCAACCGGUUGCUCAAGAGGAGUCUAAAGCCGCUCCUUCCCCAGCUUUGAGGGAAGCCCCGACUUCUCUCGGUCAACUGCUUGACAAUUCAGGCGCUCCCAAUGUUUCCCUUAAGCCUGUUCAGGAAGGACUGUUGGAAGAGGAGCUGAAUCGGAAGGAGACCCCAUCUACCUUUCCACGGGAUCAGGAGCCCCUUCGCAACCCUGCCACCACUCGGAGCUCUGAUACCAGUGUCCCGGACGUGAAAGAGCCAGCACCAAAUCCUAACCCUGUGCAAAGUGUCCCAGCUGUUUUACAGAGGUCAACGCCCUCAACCUCCAUCCCGUCCAAUCAGAUCACUGUUUUUGUGGCGUCAAAUCCCAUCAGCUCCUCAACCAGCACUUCUCAAGUACCACCUACUAUUGUCUCCUCGGUGGUCUCGGCUCCCCCCAACUCCCGCCCACCCCAGUUCAUCACAGGACCUGUAAUCAUCAACCCAAUCUUUCAAGUCAUGAAGGGGUCUCGGCCUGGCCAGCUCCCUGCAGCAUCCAUACCCUCCAGCACCAGCAAUGUGUCUAAGCCAGUCACUGUACUUGGCACUCUCCAAGUUCCCCCUAAUAUACAAUUCUCUCAAGCACCUACCACAACUCAGUCUUCAACGAUCAAUCCCUCCAGCACCCAGCCAGGCCACCCACUUGUUGUGGGACCCCAACCCCCUAAUCCGGUGCGGUCAGUAAAUGUGUUCCCCCAACCUACUGAAACCCCUAAGGAGUCCAAUCCUAUUGAGAUGGCCCCAGCCAAACCCAGCCCUGUUGAGAAACCUUCCUCCCACUCCAGCCCCUCCUCUUCCUCUAAACCGCUUGGCACUCCAUCCAGUCCAGGGACCAGCAAUAGUAGGAGAAGCCCAAUGUCCCCAACAACUGCUGCAGCCAAGGCGACGAGCAAGCCUGACAAUAGCGGCCAGAUACACAUGACCAAACCAUGUCGGAGUGUUCCUGAGGUCCACAAGCCGUCUGCUGAAAUUGAUGCACAGCCAGCGGUGGUUUCUGAAGGUCCACAACCCUUGGCCUCUCCAGUCAAUGUCCAGCCGGCCCUGUCUGAUGGGAAACGCCCUGCCCUCCCUCCUCCCCAGAGUGCUCCGCAGAAAAGCCCCCUGGUCCCAGCUCCCUCUACAGGUGGACCAGCUCUCACUGAACCGUCCAGCUCAGUGGGCUGCUCACCACCUACAGCUACAGCUGGUAUCCCUACUGAGGGACAUCCUGCUCCCCCAGUGUCCGAGAGCAGCCUGCCAGUAGCACACGGGGACCCAGUAGAGGAGAAGGUGUCUCUGGGAAGCACCGAGCUCACCCCAAGUACAGCAUCCAUUCAGCAAGAACCACAACAGCAAGAGAUGCCUCGUGUUGAGAAAGCAACUGGACAUGAAGUAGCUACUGUAACAGAACAGGGAUGUAUAAAGAAAAGAAAGAUGCCUGUUCACGUUGACCCAAGGGAAGCCAAGAAUAUCCCCGAGAAGCCGAAGGCCCCUAGCAGACGGAGCUCUCGAGCAGAGAGGGAUGUAGAGGAAGGGUCCACCCCGCAGGAGGCAGCUGAGAACGGGCAGCGCAAGAGGUCAGCCAGGCCAGGCUCCGCCUCCACUGCAGCUGCGAGAGAUACAAACACAGGCGCCAGCCCGAAUCAAGCCAAGCGCAGGAAAUCCAAAUAACACCGUACUGUUAACUUGUGAAUUGUAAAUGUUUGUGAAUUAUUUUUACUAUCCUUUUUUUUUUUUUUUUUUUCCUGGGCAAAUAGUUUUUUAAAAGGAAGAAUAAUUGUGUACAGAUUGUUUUAAUAAUUAAUUAAUGAUAAUAAUGUUUCCCGCAGCAAUGUGAGUUUUAUUUUAGGAGUUACUGUCGUUUUCAAACGCUGGAAUGAUGUUUAGGCACCUCUGAUUUAUCAGUGUCACGAGUAUCUUGUAUAGUUUUGCUGGAAAGCUUAAUUAAAUCUUCUACCACCCGCUUUGUGUUUUACACUAGUUAGAUUGUAUUGGAGGUCAGCUUUUUGUUUUUGAUUCUGCUGCAAAAAAGCAUUCUCGGACAUCUCUUUCUACUAUGCCUUCUGUUUUAUGGCUAUGGUCAUAAAAAUUGGUCAGCCCUUGGGUAUUUAAAGACACAUAGCCAGAGGUUUUGAUACAGUUCAGCUCAAAGCCAGCAAACCUUUCACCUUGAAAAUCGAUCUCAACUAAUCCAAGCGUGGCAUUCUGAAGACUCCUAGCAGUGCGCUUCUACACUACGGCCGCUCCAGAUGUAGCUUUUACAAUCUAUUGCAUUCAACGUUGAACACCACUAGAGGUCUCCUGAAGUAAUGAAGCUCAGACUAAGGCUCCUUGGCAGAGCAACAAAAUAGUAAUCAUUUAGGAACUAGAAUUGGAAUGUAGAGAAGAAAAAAAAAACAAUAGGCAUUUCAGUUGCAGUAAGAUUAAAUACAUUAACUUUUUACUUCACUUUUAAAAGACCCCAAAGUGAGACUGAAGCCUCACAUCUCUAGUGGCUGGCUCCACAGACCCAGAUUGACACUCACCUUGGACUGCUUUGCCGAAGUAGCAUUAUAGUUUUAAGAUUAAUGGUAAUUGUGAAACCAGCCUUAUUAUAGGUUUGGUACAUCGGUGCAGUAUCCGAUUUGGAUUUUUAGUACCAUGCUACAGGUCUGGCUUUUAUAGGUGACUCCACAUUCUAGUCCUUCUGCAUGGCUUCCUCUUCACUCCCAUGUCUGCCUGUGCUGCUGUACUCUGGGGCACCAGCUCAAAAACCAUUGCACAUCCAACCUCUUUUAUAUGCUUUUUUUUUUUUUUUUUUUUUUUUUUUUUUGCUUGCAGUGUUUAAAAAAAAAAAAAAAAAGUCGCAGGAAACUGGUCAAUUGGGGUUUAAGAAACUUGAUUUUCAGUCAUUCUCUCCUUUUUUCACAUUUAGUUGUUUUGUAGAUGCUUAAAUUACUGGUUGGUAGGGCUGUCAGUUAAGCCUCCAAAUAGCAAUCGAUUAAUUGGGCACACAAACUCGAAUAGUUCCAAUAAGUAUCUAUGAUUAUGUGGGCGGUACACAUUGUUGCACCAUUCCUCUACCCCCGACCUGAUUAUUUUAAUGUCAUUGCUCUUAUAAGUAAAACCACAACAUUCGCAACAAGCCUAAAACAAUUUAACAUACUACAGGAGUGUUACUAAAAAUAUUUAUUCCAAACAGAUUACAGUACUUUGGAAUGUAAUCUAUAUAAACUAGAAGAGUUUAUGAAAAACGUAUUUUAUUUUUAUUUAGUGACAGCUGCAGCAUCAUGCAUUGCAUCUUGUUAAUACUGUACAACCUAAACUUCACUAUCUGUGAAACACACAAUGUGGAAAUCCCUGCCUAUAAUAAUAAUAAUAGUAAUAAUAAUAAAUUGAUUUACUUACCACAACAUGCAUGCCCGCUAUACAGGUCAAGCUGAUUAACUAUGCGCGUUACAAAAAUGUAAUUUAUUUAAUCGAUUAUCCAGUGUUUAUCGAUGUAUAUAAUGAAGAAUGGAAUCGAUCGAAAAAUUGAUUUUCGAUUUAAUCAUAGCAGCCCUACUGAUUGGUCCAAUAGGGCGCUCUAACAGUGGCUGAAUCGGCAGCAUUAUCGCUGCAUAUGUGUGACAACAGAAAUGUUUUGGCAAAAUUGAUAGGUUUUUUUGUUUUGUUUUUUUUUUCCUUCUGUUUAGUGAAGCUGAAUGCAUAUAGUAUUAGAAAGAGAAAUUGAGUGAAAUAUAUCAUAGUGGUUGCAAAAUAUGAAGUCCGAAUAGUUCUACUCUCUCACACACGAUAAACAUAAGGUUUUCUUGGACAUUUUCAGUGCACCAAUAAAUGUAUUUCCUUCACCAGGAAUUUAAAUGUAUGUGCUAUGUUUGAGUUUGGUAUUAACUGUUGACAAACAGGCAUAAACAGCAUUUUCUAUAUUGAUUAGAUAUCACUCUAUUGGCAUAGUUUAUGGUAUCGGUACUAUCUUGCUUAUUGUGCAUUUGCAUUUUAAUAAUAUGUGGUUGGCCUAAAUAUGGUUUAAUAUAUUCUCUCUCUCUCUCUGUUACUGUGCAGAUCAUAAGCCUUAAAGCUGUGCUUUUAGAAUUGGUCAGUUUGCAGGCAUUUGAAAAGUUCCACGCAUCUGUGUCCUACUUCUAGGACCACAAACACUGGGACUGAUUUUUUGAAGUAUUGCUUAAGCUAUAAACUUGUAAUGCCAGAGUAACUCCUAUCCACAUAAUUUAAAUCAAUUAAAAUCCCAAUAUCCCAGUUGUAUGACACAAAUAAAAACACUUUUAAAAUGGUUUCUUUUACCUGUGAGAGGCUUUAAGGUGAAACUAACCAUAUGUGGUUUUUUUGUGUGUUUUCCUAUAUUCUGACUUUUAUGCUAUUGUUGCAUAAAAGUCUUCUGCAAAUCAAAAUGCCUCUGACCCAAAUUACAACCCUGCUAAUAUACCCACACCUUGGACAAUAAAUAAGGAAAGCGUUCAGAUAAUCUGUGAUCAUUAAUACAGGCCCAGUUUUUUUGUCAUGCUUGCAUACAUGCUGGCCCAUUUUCAUCUUGCAUGUUCCAUCCAUGUCAUGUAGAAUAACCACUAAUUCCUUGUGUUUGCCCAUCUUGUUACUCUUAAUAUUUUAGCGAGACUUUAAAAUGCCUUGCUUUGGUUUUGCCUCAAAAAAUUAUGUUUUAUGUGAAUAGAAGCGAACUGGUGUAACAUUAUGCUUAUAUUUUUGUUUAAAAACAAACAAACAAAAAAAAAACCUUGUAAAUAAUUUUAUAGAAUAUUUGAUGUCAGUGGUUGUAGAAAUGGACCAGAAAAAAAAGAUACUUAAGAUUUGAGAUGUAAUUGUGUGGUGUUCACAAUAAAUGUUGCUAUUUCCUUAAA